CAGCAGCAGCAGCAGCACCUCGUCUGGCUCCAGCUCCAGCUCUUCUGGAACAACCACGUCUGCUAGCACCACGGAUACGACCAUCACCAGCUCUUCAAGCUCUUCUUCUAGCUCUUCUAGCGCUCCGUUCCUCAACACCACUUCUAGUAUCGUCUUGAGGAAGCGUGGCCCCGACAUGGCCCAGCUCAUGAACCGCCAGAGCGGCGCAACUACCUACGUCGGAACCACUGGACAGGCCAACCCCACCAACUGCAACCAGGCUGCUGUCUUCAGAAUCAGCCCUUCUGGCACCAUCACUGUUGAUGGCUCUGCCCUCGGUGUCAGCCCCGGUACUCCUUUCAUUGCCCUGCGCUCCGGCAGCACUGGAUCGAUCACCGCGACCUUCACCAACACCAACGGUGUUUUCGCAUGGAAGAAUGAUGCGUUCACCGGAGGACAGGCUGGUUUCUGCCAGGACAACAGCGGUCAAGUUUACGCUACCUUCGGUACCACUGUCCCGCCUAACUGCACUCCGAUCACCUUGAGCGCCACUCCUCGCUCUUCCUGCACGGCAAGCGGCACCACUUCCAGCCUUCCCGCUUCUACCGCCGCUACCAACUCUGCGACCACCACUCCCGGCGGUGUUUCGGCCUCUUCUACCUUCAGCCCUGGAUCGACCCUUACCUCCAGCCCUACCACCACCCGCUCUGGCUCGACUACCGCUCCUACCGGUGGCUCUACCUUCGUCAGCGGUGGCUCGACCUUCGUUGCUGGCAGUUCCACUGGCAUCUCUGGUGGCUCUACCAUCGUCUCGGGCAGCUCCACGUUCGUUUCUGGCGGCUCUACCUUCGUCUCUGGAGGUUCUACCGUUGUCACUGGUGGAUCUACUAUUGUCAGCCCUACCACUGGCCCCGAUGGCGGCGCGACGACCGACAGCACCGCUGCUGCAGCUACCUCCAGCGUUGCUCCCAACCCUGCUAGUGUUGACGGCUUCUCUCUCUUGGGAUGCUUCAGCUCGACCAGCAGCUUCCCCACGUUCUUCCUGGCCUUGUCGGAUGCGUUGUUGACCCUCGAGAAGUGUACUGCUGCCUGCCCCGCCAGCUCCAGACUCGCUGCCUUGUUCGGUACCGACUGCUACUGUGGUGACAUCAUCGACAACACUCUCACCGUCCUCGUUCCCGAGAACCAGUGCAACACUGUCUGCCCUGGUAACCCUGCCCAGCGCUGCGGUGGUCGCGCCUCUGCCGUCCGCCUGGCCCGUCGCCAGAUCCCGACUGAUGUUCGUCUUACCGUCUACGUCCGUCUCGACGUCUCCCCGCCGGUUGUCUCCACCGUCACCAGCGUCAGCGUCAGCACCGGCGCCGGUACUACCGCGUCCGUCACUGUUGUCAACACCGUCACCCAGCCUGGCACCACCAUCACCGGUGCGCCGGUUCCUACCAGCACUGGCCCCAACAUUGCCGGCACCCUCACGCUGCCUCCCGGCCUGUACACGGCUGGCGCUCCUCUGCCUGGUGGCGAGGUUUGCUACGUCGUCACCCGAUCCUGGUUCAUCGGACAGACGUCGCUGCUCCCAGCCCUGCCCAUGGCUACCGCCUGAGCGUGACUUUUCCAGCACCGAAUCACGAAGUCAUUAGCAUAAGAUACAUGUACGGUUCACAUAUAGACUAGGUAGUUCUCUCCCGCGGCUUAUGGGAUUUGUGUGAAAUUUUGUUCUAACUAGCAUUGGGGAAAGGGAACAGUUACGACUUGUACGAACUGUAUCACUGGGUAAUAUCAGUAGAUGUUUUGUAGUUUAUGUUAUCUUUUGUCGUGAACUUGGUUUUGGAGAAUAGACGAUUAGGACCCCAACGUUUGCCUCACGCUGU
Molecule: messenger RNA, 1847 nt
Organism: Colletotrichum phormii
Lineage: Eukaryota; Fungi; Ascomycota; Sordariomycetes; Glomerellales; Glomerellaceae
Exons: 2
Coding region: 176-1579 (467 amino acids)
Source: RefSeq, a predicted model, not a curated record